Molecule: messenger RNA, 1194 nt
Organism: Ochotona curzoniae (black-lipped pika)
Lineage: Eukaryota; Metazoa; Chordata; Mammalia; Lagomorpha; Ochotonidae
Gene: MAD2L2
Product: mitotic arrest deficient 2 like 2
Exons: 8
Coding region: 260-895 (211 amino acids)
Cellular component (GO): zeta DNA polymerase complex
Source: RefSeq, a predicted model, not a curated record
AGCCUCGCUUCAUCUCCUCGCGUGUCUGGCUCUGCGCGCUCGGCCUUGCGCCUCGGGCUGUUUCCCUCCGCGUCCGCCGUGCUUUGCUGUUUGCGGGUCUCGGGCGCGGGAGGCCGAUCGGGGCGCCGCUGAGGACCCCCAAGCUCCGGCCUCUGCGUCCCUGCUUUGGCGCGGGAGGGGGCGCCUGGUGCCGGUCCUGGUGCUCCCCGGCCCGGGGACCGACCCCCCGGCCUUGUCCCACCCCCAGGUAACGGGGAGGAUGACCACGCUCACGCGACAGGACCUCAACUUUGGCCAAGUGGUGGCGGACGUGUUGUGCGAGUUCCUGGAGGUGGCCGUGCACCUCAUCCUCUACGUGCGUGAGGUGUACCCGGUGGGCAUCUUCCAGAAGCGCAAGAAGUACAACGUGCCGGUCCAGAUGUCCUGCCACCCAGAGCUGAACCAGUACAUCCAGGACACCCUGCACUGCGUCCGGCCACUUCUGGAGAAGAACGAUGUGGAGAAAGUGGUGGUGGUGAUUUUGGAUAAAGAGCACCGCCCAGUGGAGAAAUUUGUCUUUGAAAUCACCCAGCCUCCGCUGCUGUCUGUCAGCUCGGACUCCUUGCUGUCGCACGUGGAGCAGCUGUUGCGAGCCUUCAUCCUGAAGAUCAGUGUGUGUGAUGCUGUCCUGGACCACAACCCCCCAGGCUGCACCUUCACGGUCCUGGUGCACACGCGAGAAGCUGCCACUCGCAACAUGGAGAAGAUCCAGGUCAUCAAGGACUUCCCGUGGAUCCUGGCGGAUGAACAGGAUGUCCACAUGCACGACCCCCGGCUGAUCCCCCUAAAGACCAUGACAUCAGACAUCCUGAAGAUGCAGCUCUACGUGGAAGAGCGAGCUCAGAAAAGCAGCUGAGGGUGCGCCUGCCAGCCCACUGAUGCUACAACUGUGAGACUUUGGGGGGGCUCCUCACCUCAGGCUGCGCUGCAGGGCCACCCUGACUCCAAGUGCUCUUAUUGCCUCUGUGGAGGGACCGCCCACCCUCAGGUCCGGGGCUUGUCUGGGCUGGUGGCCUUCACGGAGGAAGCCGCCGACACGGGCCGUGAAGAAUGCUGGGACCUCGGUUUCCUGGCCUCCUGGCUCAAGUCGGCCACUGCUGUCUCGAAUACUGUGCUGUGAGUUGUUUCAAUAAAGGGGCCCCAAGGGCUGAGCUG